ACCGAGCUUAUUCUAAUCCUUUCAGGCCAUAAAAGCGAAAAUGGAGGAGCUUAGACCGUUGAUACCAGUGUUGGAGGAGUACAAAGCCGAUGCCAAAUUGGUAUUGCAGUUUAAGGAGGAGGUCCAGAAUCUGACGUCAGUUCUAAACGAACUUCAGGAGGAGAUGGGGGCCUAUGACUACGAGGAGCUCCACAACAGAGUGUCAAAUCUUGAGGAGCGACUCCGCGGGUGCAUGCAAAAAUUAGCGUGUGGCAAACUGACAGGCAUCAGUGAUCCUAUCACCAUAAAGACAUCCGGGUCCAGAUUUGGCUCCUGGAUGACCGAUCCUCUGGCUCCAGAAGGAGAUACAAGGGUGUGGUACAUGGAUGGUUACCACAACAACCGUUUUGUGCGGGAGUACAAGUCAGUGCACGACUUCAUGACUUCGGACAAUUUUACAUCCCAUCGGCUACCCCAUCCUUGGUCUGGGACGGGUCAGGUGGUCUACAAUGGCUCCAUCUACUUCAACAAAUUCCAAAGCCAUGUCAUCAUCAAGUUCGACUUCCGUACCUCCUCCAUCAGCAAGUCUCGGCAGCUUGACUAUGCCGGGUUCAAUAACGCGUAUCACUAUGCCUGGGGAGGUCAUUCCGACAUUGACCUGAUGGUGGAUGAAGGUGGCCUGUGGGCAGUAUAUGCCACCAACCAGAACGCUGGCAACAUCGUCAUCAGCAAGUUGAACCCCAACACACUGCAGAUUAUCAAGAGCUGGACCACCAACCACCCCAAAAGGAGCGCUGGAGAGUCCUUUAUGAUCUGUGGCACACUCUACGUCACCAAUGGCUACUCAGGAGGUACCAAGGUCUACUACGCCUAUUCCACCAACUCCUCUACCUAUGAGUACAUCGACAUUGCCUUCCAGAAUAAGUACUCACAUAUCUCCAUGCUGGACUACAACCCACGUGACCGCGCCCUUUAUGCCUGGAACAAUGGGCACCAGGUCUUGUACAACGUUACGCUGUUUCAUGUCAUCCGCUCGGAAGAGCUGUAACUAUGGACAAUGGAUUGUAUACACACAUACAUGUCUGUGUAGGAA
Messenger RNA from Thalassophryne amazonica, 1072 nucleotides. RefSeq names its product noelin-like. The transcript has 3 exons. The record is from RefSeq and is a predicted model, not a curated record. The coding region runs from base 41 to 1027 and encodes 328 amino acids. Gene Ontology annotation, biological process: signal transduction. Lineage: Eukaryota; Metazoa; Chordata; Actinopteri; Batrachoidiformes; Batrachoididae.